AUGUUCUUGGCCCUUGUCUCUCAUGUGGGACGCGCUUGCAGCUUCACUUUGGUCGCACGCGCUGCUGCACUGCAACGUGAUAACAACGCAGCCGAAUUGCAACAUGGUCUCGAUGACUAUGGCCACAAGCACGAUGACUGCAAGCACAAGGACUACGGCUAUGACGAUUGUGACUACAAGGGCUAUGGCGGUGGAUACACUUACGGCUUUAAGAGCUAUGGCGGAGAUCACGAUGGCUACAGCGAUUACUAUGGUCUCGGCAACGACUACUAUCCUGACUACUAUUCGCCGUACGGCAAGGGCAAUGGCUAUGGUGGCGACUAUAACUACGGAUACUACCCGGACUACUACUCGUCCUUUGGCUAUCCGAGCUACAGCUAUAGUUACGGCAACGGCUAUGGCUAUCCUAACUAUGGUUACCCUAGCUACUUCGACUACGAGUCUGCCGCAUCGGCUGGUGGUUCUGGUGGAGGCAAGAAGGACUCUGAAAAGGAUACCAACCGUACAUCAGAGAAAAAGGAAGACAAGGUAAAUGCUGAGAAGAAAUCGAAAGAAGAUAAGUCGGACGAUGCGGACAAGGCCAAGGGAAAAUGAGGAAGUUCAGAACAAUUUGUUAGCAGUAAAAGAGUGUAGCUCGCUCAUGUUACUUAAAUCGUCGAGUAGGGUAGGUAACAGGUAAUACUGGAG
Molecule: messenger RNA, 687 nt
Organism: Phytophthora nicotianae INRA-310
Lineage: Eukaryota; Oomycota; Peronosporomycetes; Peronosporales; Peronosporaceae
Exons: 1
Coding region: 1-594 (197 amino acids)
Source: RefSeq, a predicted model, not a curated record